Lagopus muta (rock ptarmigan) is the source of this 8868-nucleotide messenger RNA. It is a transcript of the gene CCDC91, whose product is annotated as coiled-coil domain containing 91. Gene Ontology annotation, cellular component: trans-Golgi network. The transcript is spliced from 13 exons. NCBI's taxonomy places the organism in Eukaryota, Metazoa, Chordata, Aves, Galliformes, Phasianidae. Bases 5439 to 6788 code for a protein of 449 amino acids. The record is from RefSeq and is a predicted model, not a curated record. Gene Ontology annotation, biological process: Golgi to lysosome transport.
UGUUUGUUAUGAAUCUUAAAUUUGCUCUUGGAAUAGAUUAACAAAUACUUUGCAUAUGUUAUUUGAUGCAGAUUAAUGUUUGCCUGUUACUGUCACAUUCCUUAAUGUGCUGGUUUUAUCUGAGAACAAUAAGACCCCCUGCAUUCUUAACAGUAGAAAACUUAAUUGAAUUUCUAGGUUUCUUUGGACACUUUGUUCUCUGAAAUUACAAAAACUUGUGUUUCUUUUUAAAAUGUCAUCCUAAUGCUCAUCUCUUCUAGCCAGCAGUCUACAGAUCUCAUAAAAAAAACUCUAGCUUAUCCAAGAUUGAUUAGUGAGUACUGAAAUUGAAGUACCUAAUAGUAGAAGCAUUUUGAGAAUAUCAGAUGAAAUAAUCAUCCUAAUUUCCUAUCAUAUUACUAAUUUAUUAGUUAUGCUUUAGUCAUGAACUGUUAAUUUCUCAUGGAAGUCCAGUGUAAUUUUUGAUAAAGAUUCUCAUUCCUUAAACACUGCAUUUACUAUAUUUGGAAUGCUUUAAAAUUUCCCAAAUUGUUAUUCCUCAUGGUCUCGUUGAAGUUUGCCUCUGGUCAGAUACAUACUUUACUUCCCAGAAACAAGUGAUAAAUACUAAAAUUUUAAUGCAGAUUGUACAUUUUAUCUUUGUAGGAAUUUUUUCCAGUUCAUUUUUACUGUAUCUGGUUAGGUAAUUUUAAAGUUUGCAAAAGCUUUUCAUGACAAACAACAUUGCUGCAAGGUGAAUUUCAGAAUUGGAAGCUCAAAAAAAAAAGCAACACUAAAAGUCACAUGCUUUCUAAGUUGUUCCUUUGAAGUGUACAAAAUUAUGCAACUAAGAGAGCUGCUUUCUCAAAAUUAUGGUCCAGUUAAUGGUGGCUCGUAGAAUGUACCUGGCAAAAUUAGUUGUUUCUGUUAUCAAAGCAAAUUUAAAUUUGCCUUAAAGAUCAGGACUCGAUUCAUUUGAAUUCUUAUAGAAUUAGACAAAUGAAAAAUUUUUAAAUUCAACAUUUGAAUCUCUACUAAUCUUGAUUUCUGGAUUUGAAGAAUACCAGGAUUUAUGGAGGGAUUACAACAUUCCUUCUCCUCCAAACAGUUGGAUUGGGAAGGAGGGGGCUUUUUCUCCCAUCUUACUUUUUUUUCUUUCUGUCUUAUUCUUUGUGAAAGUCUACACAUCUUCCUGUGUAUAAAAACAUGACUUUGAUUUCACCAAGUUCUCAUGAUGAGUGUUAAGCUGAUGAUUGAGUGCUGGUGGCUGUGUUUUGUGUGCCUGUGAGCAUCUCAGAUAUGUACACAUGUCUGUAUUUCAUAGAAUCAUAGAACCAUUAAAGUUGGAGAAGACCACUAAGGUUAUCUAGACCAACCAUCAAUCUAUUAUCACCGUACCCACUAAACCAUGUCACUCAGUGCCACAUCUACCCUUUCCUUUCUGUCCCUCCAGGGAAAGUGAAACCACCCUCCCGGGCAGCCUGUUCCAAUAGCUUAGCACUGUGAGAGGUAGUAUUUCCUAAUAUCCCACCUGAAAAUCCCCUGGCACAACUUAAAGCCAAUACUCUUGUUCUAUCGCUAGUUAUCUGGGAAAAGAGGCUAACUCCUGCCUUGCUGCAUCCUCCUUUCAGCUAGCUGUAGGGAGCAAUAAGGUGUCCUCUGAGCUUCCUCCAGUCCCAGUUCCCUCGGCUACUCCUUGUAACACUUGUGUUACAGACCCUUCAAAUUUGAAUACUUGCAUCAUGCGUUGUUAGCAGUUGUAGAGAAUGUCCUGAGCAAACUUAUCAUUGUUGACCAUGCUUUUUUGCAAGCAGUUGGACUAGAUGACCUGCUGAGAUCCCUUCUAGUCUGAAUUAUUGUAUGAUUUGCUUCAUACAAACUUGAUAAUAAAAUCCACUAUUUAAUGAAAAUGCAGGGGCUUACAUCUCUGUAAUCCUUGAAAAGCUUUCUUUUCACAGAAGUGUGACUCUGAGAGUAAUUUCUGAAGCCCUUGUAGGACGUGACUGUCUGGAGAGCUAAUGUUUUGGAAAUUGCAUGGGUUACCUGCUGUGUCUUUUCCAACCAUAGUUUCUGUGAGUCUGCAUUUUGGAGGUUGAUUCCUUAUUACCUAAUUUUACAGUUACUUAAUUCCAGUAACAGGCAUGUUUUAAGAGAUCACAUUUAGUCAUGGUAAGACUGUGUGUGUUGUUUCAGGUUUGUUGUUGGGUUUGGUUUAUUGUCUUUUUUUUUUAAUCCUUCUGCAAUUGUCAGCACUUAAUGUAAUCUUUUCAAUUCUGGUGCCACAAAACCUUUUUUUGCCUUAGUCUUCACUGGCAGCUGCUCUUCAUACACUCCCUGAGUGGAUCAUUCAAAAGGUGGGAACUCUGGAAGUGAUGUCUCUCCUGCUGAGAGCAAAGAUCAAGUUUGCAACCAGUUAAGGAACUUAAACAUCCAUAAAUCUAUGGAUUCUGAUGAGAUGCAUCCCAGAGUCCUGAGGGAAUUGGCUGAGGUAGUUGCCAGACCACUCUCAGUGGUAGUUGUGGCAGUCAAGUGAGGUCCCUGGUGACUGGGGAAAAGACAAUGUCACACUCAUUUUUUAGAAGGGUAGAAAGAAUGACUCGGGGAACCAAUCUUUAAGCCUCACCACAGUGCCAGGGAAGGUCAUUGAACGUAUCUUUCUGGAAGCUGUGCUAAGACACUUGGAAGACAGGGAGGUGAUAACAGGCAAGAAGUUCUUAUUGAUAAAUAUAAUGAAGCUCUGGAACAGGUUGCCCAGAGAGGUGAUGGAAGGCCUGUCCUUUGGGAUGUUCAAGAUUAGACUGUAUGUAGGGGACUCAGAGCAAUUUGAUCUAGCAGUAAAUGCCCCUCCAGUUGCAGGGGAGUUGGACUAGGUGACAUUUAAAGGUCUCUUUCAAUUCAAAUGAUUCUAUGAUUCUAUGAAAUAUUGUUCCCACUCUAUAAGGAAAGAAAAGUUUUAUGCAAGAAGUAAUAUGCGUUUGGAAAGACAGUGUCUUGUAAUAAUAAUUCUUAUACUAAGACUUUAACAAAAGUGAACUUGUCAACCACUGAAUUUCUGAAAUGUCUUUUGUCCAAGUUCAUUAGGGCUUGGUCUGUACAUUGCUUACUCAUAUACCUGCUAAAUUUGCAGUUACAUUUUGAUUUUUCUUUUUUUUUUUUGUCUUCAUUAAAUAAAAUAUGUGGGCAGGCUAGUGUUUCUUUUUUUACAGACCACAAGCUUAGCCUUUUGUUCAAAAGCAGAGGUGCCUUUAAACGUAUUAGUGUCUUUUCUGUAUAGCAAGGAAUCCUUCCUAGCUGGUUGACCAUUUAGACUACAAUUCAUAUGGAAUCUCUGAAGACUUGGAAAUCAGUGGAUUAGCAGUUGGACGUGGAAAACACCAUUGAUACUUCUUGGAUUUCUUUGGGAGUUUUUUUCCUGUGUUCCAUUUAGAUUAAAUGAGGCAUGAUUCAAAACUGUGCUAGCCAAACAGCCAAGAAAUGCCUGCUAAAAUUUGUGAAGCAAGGUAGUGUUAAGUCAAGAUAAGUCUGAUGAUGAUCUCAAAAUUAUGAAUACUAUAUGUAAAAUGUAAUGUAAAGAUGAUGGACCCAAUAAGAAUAAGUGUGUGUGUGAAAAGUGACUUAAUUCUAUUUUAUGUAUCUCUAAGUUCUUAGAAGUGUUCUUGUUGGGGUUUGUUGUUGCCUUUUUGGAAAUUCUUGCUAAUGUUUAAUACAUGUUUUUCCUACAGAGACAUCUGUUCUUACUGCACAGAAGUGGUGCAUGUGAUGAUAAAUUAAAUUAAUUGAUCGGUGUUGUUCUUUGAAUAUUAUCUUUCAUAUUUUAUAGAUUCUUGUUUGUUAUCCCUCAGCCCGACUUCUCUAAUUCAGUGUGCCUUUCCAAAAGUUCUCUGAAUUUCUUCCAGUUUGUGUUAUAAAACAUGGUACUAAAUGUGGAAUGUAUUUUAUCCCAUUGAGAUUUAACAACUGGUUCUGAGAAAAAGAGAGUAUCUCUUGCUCUGUGGUGAGAAAAUCUGCUAUUUGGAAUGUGGUACUUUGAAGUAACUUCUAGUAUAGCCUAUGGCACCUGAAGCCAUGACAUGCAUAGUGUAGAUAAAGAAUCAUUUGUCUUUCUAAAGAUUUUUAGCUUUGAUUGCUAUAUGAAUGCUGUUUCUUUGAAUAGGUUUAGAACAUUGCUAUUACGUAGCUUUAUAAGCCCUUGUUAAGGUACUAAGCCACACUGAAGCAGAAGGGCAAAAGCUCGCUUGAUCUUGAUUUUCAGUACGAAUACAGACCGUGAAAGUGGGGCCUCACGAUCCUUCUGAAAGUGUGUCACACACUGAAAGUAUUAGAUAUAUUUCAGGAACAUGUUUUUAGACUGAGUUUAUUCUACAGCACUUAGUUUGGACUUUUCCAAGCACAUCAACAAAAGUAAGAGUUAAAAAAGCUGUUUCACCUUUUCACAGAAACAUUUUUGUUAGCUGAAUCAACUGUCUUAAGUAUAUUAAAAAAAAAAUUCUGUUGCAAAGUAGAUCAGGCUGUAUACAGGGUUAAAUGAAACUAGAAGUACUUCAAUAAUCAUUAAUGCCAAAAAACCUAUUACUAUUGUACAUUUUAAUUCAAAUUAAACAGAAUGCAAUUAUUGAGUGUUCUUAUGAUUAUAUAUAUGUAGCAAUUUACAUUCUUUUCCACAAUGAAGCUCUUUUUAAAUCAAGAGGAGGGCUCAUUUAACAUAGCAGCCUUCUAUAGUAAAAAUAAUUCAUCCAGAGUUUUCAGAUUCCUUUCAGUACCUCAGAUUAAAGAUCAGGUUAAAUUUUAUAGUUGCCAACUUGUCUUGGAAUGCCACUUAUUACUGUAUGUUCACUUUCUCAUUUAUACAUGGCUGCCUUGAUUUUGCAGUACUGUUCCAAUUUCUCUUUUGUUGCUGUGAUUUAUCUUUGCAUAUUUCAUAUUUUUCAGUAGCAUAUUAAAGUUCUGAAUGUUAACAGAAUGCGUGAAUGUUGGACCAGUUAAGAUUAAUACUGACUGGAAAAAUACCCAAUCAUCUUCUCCCUCAGAAGCAAAAUAACAUUUGCAGUCCCUAAAAGAUGUGUAGUUCUGAAAAUCAAAAGUAAAUAUUGGAUCAUGCUCUUUUUUAGUUCAACCAGAUCUACUUACAUUUCAAUAGUGAUUUAAUUGAAAUUUAUCAAUAAGAACUUGGAAAUAAAUAUGUUAAAGUUUGGAAGAUGUUUAUUUAAGCUUUUCCUGGUAGUGUUUUUCAACAGAGGAUAUAAACUGAAGGUAUCCAAUUUGACAGAAAUCUGGAGAUGUCCUCCAAACCUUUUGAAUUCUUCUGUUUCUGAAGAUGUGCUUUCGUAGUAUUAAGUUUCACCAUCCUAUAAACUGAAGUCAAUUACCUUUGCAAGUGUUUUGAUAUUAAAAAAAAAGUCUUUUUGUAUCCUUCAUUUGCAUAUCAUGGAUUUCUACCAUACUGUAGUACUUGUUGAAAAAUGGAUGAUGAUGAUUUUGGGGGAUUUGAGGCAGCAGAGAGCUAUGAGUGUGAAAAUGGUGACAAGCAGACUACAUCUCCUGCUAUUCCAUGGGCAGCAUUUCCUACAGAGUUUGAAGUCCGUAUAGCUCAGAAUGUUUCUCCUGAUGUUCUUCUGGAGCACUGUGUGCCUUCAUCCUUCCUGGAUCCUUCUGACUCAUUCACUUCAUCAAGUGACAAUGUGGCAACAUCUAUUCAAACAGCCAACAGUGUGAUAAACUCAGCUGUUCUUGAAGAACAGAUUCAAGUAGAUAUUCCAGUUGCCUCUUUGAAUUUAACAGAAGAUAAGUCUUUAGUCACAUCAUCCAUUGCUACGGAUGAUGCUCGGACACAGAGAACAAACGAAUCAAAGAGCUGCCUUCAACAAACUCUAGCAAAUCUAGAAAUCAAUCUUUGUGCUGCUGAAGAAGAAAAAUUAAAAAUUAAAAAGGAAUUAGAAUAUUUACUGGAAAAACAUAGUGUUCAAGAAAUGAAUUUCUUGAAGGAGAAAAAAGAAAAAGCUAUUUCACAUCAAGAUCAUUACAAGAUACUUCAGGAAAAGCAUAAGCAGGAGUUAGAAGAUAUGAGAAAAGCUGGACAUGAAGCCUUGAGUAUUAUUGUUGAAGAGUUCAAGUCAUUGCUACAGUGUACUGUUCAACAGCAAGAAGCAGCUACUGAAAAACAGUAUAUACUAGCAAUUGAAAAACAUUCUUACAAAUGUCAAGAGCUUCUUGAUGCUCAGCAUCAGAGGCUUCUUGACAUUUUAGAAGCAGAGAAGGCAGUCUUGUCAGAAAAGAUAGAAGAAGCUCUGAUGCAACAGUCACAGAAACAUAAGGAAGUGCUGGACAAAUGUUUGGAUGAAGAAAGGAAAAGAAGUAAGGAGGCUAUUGCAGCUGCUGCAAAGGCUGAAAAAGAAAUAGUACAGGAGGUUGUUCUGAAAGCUGUAGAGGAGGAAAGGAGAAAUAUGGAAAAGAUUCAUGAAGAAGAAAGAAAUAUGUGGAAAGCAGAACAUGAGAGACAUAACAAGAAGAUUGCCCAAGCUGUUUGGGAAGCAGCGCAAGAGCAAAGAAAACAUAAUGAAGAAAUGAUCAAGAAAGCGUUAAUGGAGGAGCAAAAACGAAGUGAAAAGGCAAUCGAAGAAGCUGUUAAAAGGACAAGAGAGGAACUAAUGGAAUAUAUUAAGGAGCAGAAAAGGCUACAGGAGGUGUCACGAUUUCAAGCACUCAUUCCGCUGGGAGGGACUUCAACCACCCAGACAUCUGCUGGAAAAGUACCAUGGCGAGCUGUUGGUAAUCCAAGAGACUCUUGGAAUGCAUUGAGGAUAACUUUCUGAAUCAAGUAAUUGAAGACCCCACCAAAGAGGAUGCAACACUGGACCUGUUGUUCACCAAUGCAAAUGAAUUGAUUGGUGAUACCAGAAUUGGAGACUGUCUUUGCUGUAUUGACCAUGCUAUGGUGAAGUUGAUGAUCUGAGGGAUAUAAAACAGGAAAAGAGUAAAAUUAGGAUGCUAACUUUCAGCUCUUCAGGGAGUUAGUCAACAAAAUACCUUGGGAAACUGUCCACGUAAGCAAGAGUGCAGAGCAGAACAGGCAGAUCUUUAAGGAAGCUUUCCUUCUCAAGAAACCGACAGGGCUGGACCAGGACCUGCUGGUCCAACUGAAAAGCAAGAAGAAAAUGCACAGGCAGUGGAGACGGGCAGGUACUGUGGGAAGAUGUCAUGGAGUUAACUAGAUCAAUCUAUGCCCGUGACAGGGGGCGCUGUAGGCCCCUGCCUCCCCCCCUCUGGCCCCACAAAAUGGGAAGGAAUGAAGGAAAAAAAAAAACAGUGGCAACGAUCUAUGGAGGAAAACUUAUUUUACUAACUAUGAUAUUGGAAUGCAAGAUAACACAAUAUAAUACAAUCUAAUUGAAAUUGAGACUAAUAAAUCAAGUAAGAUAGGAGAGAGAGAGUUUCUGAGACCGAGUCAAAACAGCUUGGAACAGCUAGGAAAGCACCCUCCAGCACCCACUGCAAGGCAGUAAGAGCCGCCCCACCCAGAAGGGUCAGAUCCCAUGAUUUCCAUAAUGUAUACGGAUAGGUACCUGGAGUUGGAGCAUUAACACUUUAACUCCCAGUGCACUACAUGAUGUUAUGAUGCAGAAUACUGGAAACCAAAAAACAUAAAACCAUGACAGAAGAGUAUAAGGAAGCUGAUAGGCUGUAGAGGGAUGUGGUGAGGAAGGUCAAGGCUCAGCUUGAACUAAACUUGGCAGGGAGUACCAAAGAAGAACAAGAGAGGCUUCUACAGACACCUCAACCAGAGAAGGAAAGUCCAGCAGGGCACACCUCCCCUAGUGGGUGACAUAGGCAGGCUUGUAACAACAGACUAGGAGAAGGUUGAGGUACUUAACAACAUUUUUACCUUGUUCUUCUCUGAUAACUACCAGCCACGCAAUCCUCAACUGUUUGGUAGUAGGCCACUGGGAAAGUAAUAUCUCUCCCACAGUAAGCAGAGAUCAGAUUUGUGACCACCUGAGGAAUCUGAACAUUCAGAAAUCGGUGUAGUUGCCAAGCCACUCUCUGUGAUAAUAAAAAAGUUGUAGCAAUCAGGUGAAGUCCUGGUGACUGGAAAAAAAGGCAGAAUUACACCCAUUUCUUUAUAGGAGUAAAAAGGAUGAUUUCAUGAACUACUGUCCUAUUAGAUUCUCCUCUGUGCUGAGGAAGGUCAUGGAGCAGAUUCUCGUGGAGCUAUGCUAAGGCACAAGGAAAAUAGGGAGGUGAUACAGCGAUAACGUUCUUGCAACAGUGUUGAUACUUUCAGUAGGUUUAUAACUUUUUCUCAGUUGAAUUUUUUUAAAAUGCACGAGAAGGGAUUUCUCUCAAAUAGAUGCUAUGCAGUUACAAAAGUACAAUAUGAUAUUUUCCAUUAAUUUUAAUUUUCUUGGAUUUCUACACUUAAUGUGUUUUAUGCUUCUGUCUUUUCCAUGUUUCAUGAAGAAGUAUUACAAGAGCAUGUCUGGAGUUUACUCACCAUUUUGUAUUUGAUCUGAUUAUUUUUGGUUAUACAUUUUAUACUUGUGGAUGACUGAAUUUUCUUUCACUUUUUGAAAUGUAUUUGUUAACAAAAAAAGAAAAAAGAUUCUUUAGUAAAAUAAGGAAAAAUACAAACAUUCAGAAAUGGUUGUCUUCUUAGUUAUAUGCUGUAUAUUAGACAUAUGUCAGUUCCAAGAUGUCUGUGACCUUAUCUACCAGAAGCCUCAAAAUUGCUAUCUUCUAACUAAGUAGUUGCAGAAGGGUCUUGUGAUGAAACAGUUCAUUCUGAUAAAGGCUUGCCUUUGAAAGCUAGUCAUGAAACCUUGUAAAUAAUGAUACUUAUAAUAUGAGACUAAUGUUUAUGAGAUUGUCAGAUAAUGCAGUUAAUGAUACCAGCUG